AAAGUAAUGACAUUAGAAGAAACAAACCAAAAGCUUUUUGAUUCAAACAACAUCAACCCAUGGCUUCUCUAUCCCAUCCACCAUCUCUAACCCUAACCCCGUUUCUCCGCAAAACAAAAACACUUCUCAUUACUCCACGAAUCUCAUGUAAAGCCACCAAUCACAAUGACCAAAAUUUCCCCAACCCCAAAAUCGAUAGAAGAGACAUUCUCAUCGGCCUCACCGGUCUCUACGGCUCUUCUACUCUCUCCCAAAGUACCCAUUUUGCUCUAGCCGCUCCCAUCGAAACCCCCAACAUCAGCAAAUGUGGCCCGCCAGACCUGCCACCUGGUGCCGACGCAACCAACUGCUGCCCGCCACCGGCCACCACAAUCCUCGACUUCCAACCGCCGCCACCCUCAAAAUUACGUGUCCGACCAGCUGCCCAUUUAGCUGAUAGAAACUAUAUAGAAAAAUACAAAAAAGCGGUUGAAUUAAUGAAAGCACUUCCAGAAGAUGACCCACGUAGCUUCACACAACAAGCAAAUGUUCAUUGUGCUUAUUGUAAUGGGGCGUACGACCAAGUGGGGUUUCCGGUGGAGGUGCAAGUUCAUAAUUCAUGGCUGUUUUUUCCGUUCCAUAGAUUUUAUCUUUACUUUCACGAGAAGAUAUUGGGAGAGUUGAUUGGGGAUCCGAGUUUUGCUUUACCGUUUUGGAAUUAUGAUGCUCCGGAUGGAAUGAAAAUGCCUGGAAUGUAUGCAGAAGAGAAAUCUUCGCUUUAUGAUGAAUUACGAAACGAAAAUCAUUUGCCGCCAAGAUUGGUGGAUUUGGAUUUUGGGGGAGUUGAUCCUAAUAUUGGUGAUGAUGCACAAAUAAAGAGUAAUCUUAGUAUAAUGUAUCGGCAGAUGGUUUCUGGUAGUCGUACGCCUUCUUUGUUUUUUGGUAGUGCUUAUGUAGCGGGUGAUGAGCCUUCACCAGGAGGUGGUUCAGUAGAGAAUAUUCCACAUGGACCGGUUCACGUAUGGUGCGGCGACACCGACCAACCCAACUUCGAAAACAUGGGAAACUUCUACUCUGCUGCCAGGGACCCCAUUUUCUUUGCCCAUCACUCCAACAUCGAUCGCCUCUGGUCCGUCUGGAAAACCCUAGGUGGACGACGACAGAACCUUCAAAACCCGGAAUGGCUCAAUGCCUCUUUCAUUUUCUACGACGAGAAAGCCCAACCCAUCCGAGUCCGUGUCCGUGACUGCCUCGACUCCAAAUCCCUCGGCUACAUCUACCAACCCGUCGACCUCCCAUGGCUCCAAACCCGCCCCACUCCUCGCCGAGCCCAAAAAACAAGUACCGUUGCCUUUGGCAUUGCCCCCGCCCUCGCCGCUGGCGGCCCAUCAUCCAGCCGUGUCAAACCAGCUAACAUCAAGUUUCCAAUAACCGUGAAGUCGCCAGUGAGUGUGGAAGUGAAGAGGCCAAAGAAAUCGAGAAGCAAGAAAGAGAAAGAGGAGGAAGAGGAGGUUUUGGUAAUUUACGGAAUUGGAUUUGAUCCUAACAAUGGCAUAAAAUUUGAUGUUUUUAUUAACGAUGAAGAUGACAAAGAAAUUAAACCCGAUAAUACUGAAUUUGCGGGCAGUUUUGUGAAUGUACCACAUAAGCACGGGCACAAGAAGAAGGUGAAGACCGGGCUGAGGGUGGGAAUAACGGAAGAGCUUGAGGAUUUGGAAGCUGAUAAUGAUGACAGUAUCAUCGUCACCAUCCUUCCUAGGAUUGGAGCUGGCUUGUUCUCCAUUGAUGGGUUAAAGAUUGAAUUUGACAAGUAAAUUUAACUCUUUGGGGAUGGGGUUAUUGUUAAUAUAAUUAAGGUCAACAAAACCUUUGUUUAUUUGAAUAUGUUUUUGUACGUAAUAAUUUGGGAUAUGUGUGUUUUACAAGACUUUUUGUAAGUCGUUUUCUGAAUAAUUAUCACAGGUGAAACUGUUGAAAGCUGUAAUAAUGAAACAAAUAUAUGUUUGAGAUUACCAUUGAAGUUGUUAAAAUUACUUCAUUUAUAUUUAAUAUCA
Cucumis sativus (cucumber) is the source of this 2033-nucleotide messenger RNA. Its product is annotated as polyphenol oxidase, chloroplastic. The transcript is spliced from 2 exons. The record is from RefSeq and is a predicted model, not a curated record. Gene Ontology annotation, biological process: pigment biosynthetic process. Gene Ontology annotation, molecular function: catechol oxidase activity. Bases 60 to 1793 code for a protein of 577 amino acids. NCBI's taxonomy places the organism in Eukaryota, Viridiplantae, Streptophyta, Magnoliopsida, Cucurbitales, Cucurbitaceae.